Molecule: messenger RNA, 4752 nt
Organism: Hirundo rustica (Barn swallow)
Lineage: Eukaryota; Metazoa; Chordata; Aves; Passeriformes; Hirundinidae
Gene: MMRN2
Product: multimerin 2
Exons: 7
Coding region: 205-3237 (1010 amino acids)
Biological process (GO): negative regulation of cell migration involved in sprouting angiogenesis; negative regulation of vascular endothelial growth factor receptor signaling pathway
Molecular function (GO): protein binding
Source: RefSeq, a predicted model, not a curated record
GUUCCACAGCCACGGACGUUUCCACAGUAGCUGGGAGGGCCGAAAGCUCUUUCCGCUCUUUGUUACAAUUUUUUAAAUUAUUUUUUCCUUCCUUCUUCCAACUUUCCAGUUAAAGAGUAUUGCCGGGGCAUUUCUGAAGUAAUCCAGGCUGAGCUUCAGAGGAAAGAACAAGAGACAGGUGUAAGUGGGGGGAAGCAACCCAGGAUGCUCGUGAAGCUUUUGCUGGUCUGUAGCACGGUCGGGCUGGCAAAGCAGGUGGAACACGCAGCCCAUCACGGACAUCGCGAUGGUUCCGUGCACGGCUUAAAGCCACCAGCUCAGGACACCUCUGCACAGCCCCAGAGAACUCCUGUGCCACGCCAGGAAGGUUACUGGGAGGCAGAAGGGCUCGGGGAGGAGGCUCAGGAUUACCCUUCAAGUGCCAUCAUCUCACAUCAGGAAGAGAGAGGGGAUUUGGAAGCUGCGAGCCCACAGCCCCAGAAUGGGAACUGGUGUUCCUUCACGCAGUCCCGGCUGGUCACAUACAUAGAAGCCUGCAUGAAGGAGAAGUACAUUGUCAACUCCCAACAGCCCUGCCCAAACGGAGCCCCACACUGCCAGAAGAUCAUGUACAGGACAGCUCUGAAGCCAGUCUACCAAGUGAAACAGAAGGUCUUGAAGUCUUUGCAGUGGAAAUGCUGCCCUGGAUUUAUUGGCAAGGACUGUGAACAGCGCGAUCCUAAUUUUAUUCCAGUGCCAGGAACUGAAACUGAAGGACGAGAAGAGUUCUCAAACCACAUGUCAACAUCAGUGGAUUCGAGAGAAAUGUUUGAAGUCAUUCAAAAUCAUGAGGCUUUACUGGAUGAUCUUCAAAGUGAUAUUCAUCAAGCAGCCAGCACCUUAGGUGACUUACAGAGACUAUUUGAAAACAACGGUACAAGCAUGGUGUUAGAAGUGAACCAGAGCAAUUCAGAUCAUCAGGAAAGGCUUCUGCAGCAAGUUUUGUUUCCUCAUGUGGAGAAUUUUCUUAGGAAACAUUUUAACCCCAUGUGGGCAAGCUUCAACAGAAGUUUACAGAACCUCUCCAACAUCGUAAGAAACCUGUCCCAUGAUGUGGAAGCUAACAAGAAAAGCAUAGAAAGAUUCCAAGAGAGCACUGUGCCCAUGAAGGAAUUCCAGGAGCUGGGAACUAAAUUUGAAUCAAAAGUCCAAGAAAACAUCUUGAAAGUUGAUCAGGCGAAAAGAGAUAUAGAGAACCAAGUGCACAUGCAGCAGGCUAAUAUUCACUACAAUCUCAGCAUGAUCAAGGCAGAUACUGACACAAAACUCAAGAAGCUUCAUAAGAUGCAGCAGUCCCAUUUCUUAGCUUUGAACAACAGCAUAGCAAACAUGAAACAAGAGCAAAACCUUCUUGAAAAUAGAUUGGAGGCUUUGAAAAAAAACUUAACAGAACUCUCUUCGCAUCAUGGUCCCAAAGAUGAAAGCAGCCAAGUAACCAUCAAACAAAUGAAUGACAUUCUGUCAGGGCACGCAAAGCAGCUUAAAGAACUUUACAUGGAGUCAGAUGUGGCUUUUCAGAAUAUUGCAGUUUUAGAGAGGUGGUUUAAGGAGUUAAAGAAAAACAUCUCAAAGUACAGGCCAGAAGAUCUUACAAUAACUUUAGCUGAGAAAUCAGUUCUUAUGGAAGAAAACAAUGCAGCAAUGGAAAGGCAGAUAUCAGAGCUCAACUACACUCUCUCACACCUUCAGGAAAAUUAUUCAGAUCUGCUGCGGUACAUGGAGGAAUGCAACUGCCAGAGAGUAUCUUCUGACACUGAUGUACUGGAGGAAGAUCCCAGGAACAGCACUUAUUCCCUUGAAGAUACCCAGUCAAAGGAUAUGAAGCACUUGGAGUCAGUCUUCAGGGAUUUCUUCAAGAGUGAAAUCGAAGAGCUCUCCUCAGCUAUUCCAUCCAUCCAUCUGUCUCUCAGCCUCCGUCAAGAAGAGAACAGACAGCUUCAGUCUCAGGUCACGGCUUUUUCAGAAGACAUAGGCUUGCUGAAGAAGAAAGACGAAGAAAUCCAUCGACAUAUCAAGUAUCUCAACAGUUCUUUUAGCUCUCUUUUGAAAGAUGCCAUGCGGCACGAAGAAGCACUGGAGGCUUUACUGAGACACGGAUUUCUGGAUGUCUUUUUUGAAGAUGAUUUUAGUAGCCUAAUACCAUCAGUAUUCGAGCUGCAAGAAUCUCUCAGACACUUCUCAGAUAAACUGCAAGAACAAAACCUGACUUUAGAAUCUCUGUUGAGGAGAUCCCAUCCCUUGCAGAGAGGUCACCAGAACAAUCACGAUGUUCACAUGUCUCCCAAGGAGGAAACACAAACCUCCUCUACUCUACAUGAAGUCAGCAGUCCGCGCACCAUCAUAGAACACAUGGAACCCAACUACGAGGCCGCCAAAGAUGACUCCUUGGACAGCUCAGCUUAUAAUGAUAUCAUGACUCUGAAGAAUGAUAUCAAACACCUGAGCCUGGCAAUCAAGAGGCAUGAAUCCAGAGGUGACGGGAGUCUCUGCUGCAACCAUACAAUAGCAAAUGCAAUUGAGCCACUCAACGUUUCUGUAGAAACUCUCUCUGCAGAUUUAGCAAACAUCAAGCGGAAUCUGGAGGAACACCUGGUGACUUUUAAAAAGCUGUUUGGAAGUAAUGAAGAAUUAAGUGCCUCAAAUAUAAGUCUGGAUGUUACAAAGAUUCAGUCAAUGCUGAACAAGAAAGGGAGAAGGCAAAAUAAAGCUCAAGACAAGCAAAGAGAAAAGAAAAGGCCUGAGAAGCACAGAGAAAAUACACAAAUGAUAAGUGGAAGAAACACAGCGCAGCCAGAACUUGUGGAAAAAGACUCAUUGGUGGCAUUCCACGUGGGAUUCUCAGAAAGAAAGGAUAAAGAAAAAACUGUGAGGUUUAAUGAAACGUACCUCAAUUAUGGAAACAGCUAUUCCUCUGAACACGGCCACUUUAAAGCACCACACAAAGGUGUCUACCUGUUUGUCAUCUCUGUGGAGUUCAGCUCAGGACCAGCACUGGGACAACUCUCCUUCAGCCGUGGGUACAAAAGAACUCUGUCAAGCAGUCAGAGGAAAACCCCGCAUGGAAACACCAUGACUACUUUUGCUAUGGCAGAAAUGGAGAAGGGGGAGACAGUGUGCUUUGAAUUGCUGCUUGGCUCUGUAGUGAAACGAAGCCCGCCUGGGACAACUAUGGGUGGAUUCCUAAUAUCUAAAACUUGAAUAGUGACAUUUAUGUUUUAUUAAUCUCUUUCCAUAGAUGCAAUGGAUGCAUUCACUAUUGCUUCAUCUGUGAUGUAUUCAAUGCUACUGCAUGUGUUUAAACAUAGCACUACCCUAGGUUUGUCUUCAUGCUUCUUUUCUGGAAGUGUUUGGCUUUUGAUUAGUUGCUUAUGAGCAGCAAUGGGAUUUUCUUUUAAGUGAAAAGCUAAUGGUUUGGACUCCAGAUGUAUCAGCACACACAUUCCCAAAUCCUUCCAAUGGGAAAACUGCACAUAAACGUUUUGUGGGACUUCCUUCACUUUUAACACAAAUUUCUCCUUUCCCUUGGCAAAAGAAUAUCCUCCCAUGGCAAAUACCCCCAUCAGUGGCAAGGAAAAGAUUUUAGGUAGGGCUGCACACUCUCAUGUUAUGUGGAUGGUAUCUUAAAACCCAGAAGCCAGGGCAAUUUUACCUUUUAGUUCUCUGUGGACCACGGACUAUCUUGGAAACUUCUGGAACUUACUCCAAUGUCCCAGUCUGUGCACAACAGGAACACUAGAAGAGAUCCACCAAACCCAGCAAAAUUCACUCUAUUGCCAGUAUUUGCAAGCAGGGAUCUCAUAAACGGCUCAGUGCCUUUGUUUCUGGGCCUGUGAUGUAUUUCAGCUACGCUGCAAAAAUUCAAAGCAUUGUUAAGAUGAAUUACAUUUACAAUUAGACACUAGGAGAAUGUCAACAAUAUUUUAGAAAUAUUGGUGAAAACGCAGUUUAUUUCUAAAGUUAAUCCUAGGAUAUAAUGAAUUCAGCCCAGUGUUCAGCAUUUAGUAAAUAUUUUAAAACCAAGCAAGCAAAACUAAAACCAAAAGGCAGGAUCAUUGGUCUGUUGUCACUGCUGAAUAUAAAUUUGUAAUUAGAGUAAACCAAAGAAUAGAACUUUUGAAAUGUAGAGGUGUGUAUGGUUUUUUGUUUGUUUGUUUGUUUUUGCUUUGUUUUGUUUUUGGUUUUUUUUUUGUAAUUUCCAAAACUUCAAGGUGACCAUGCUUGGUUAUGUCUUAAGCUUUUCUUCUGUCAAAUAAGACUUCCCAAGGACUUUCACUUUAAAGAAGUUCAAUUAUUGCGGUAUUUUUGUCUAUCCUAAUAGAAAGCAAUAUUAAAACAAUUAAAUUUGCCAAAAUGAGAUACACUUUGAAAUUUCCAGUAUUUUUGAUGAAGAUAUAAAUUCUUAUUACGUAAAUUGCACCCUUCUAAGGUAGCAUUUUUUAACACAUCUAUUCUGCUGUUAAGAAUUUCCUCUCCAACUACCUGUAUUCUAAGCAAUGCUAAACUAUCAUUAAUUGUUAAAAAUCCUCCAACACACUGGUACCAACACACAAUGCACUUAAAGCAACAGUUUGACAAGCAGACAAUACACAUCUAUCUUUUGAAAUAAAGCUACAAAGCAAUUUCAGCUACUGACUUGCUGAGAAGAUUGUUUUCUCUAUCCUGAAAAAUCCAAGAAAACUAACAAUAAAAAAUGCUCCUUAUCUCCUCCUGGCC